Neltuma alba is the source of this 1790-nucleotide messenger RNA. RefSeq names its product putative cyclin-A3-1. The record is from RefSeq and is a predicted model, not a curated record. The transcript is spliced from 8 exons. Bases 284 to 1384 code for a protein of 366 amino acids. NCBI's taxonomy places the organism in Eukaryota, Viridiplantae, Streptophyta, Magnoliopsida, Fabales, Fabaceae.
GUAAUCAAUUAGUUUGACUUUUUUUUUUUGGGCGUCUCUCAUUUUUCUCUCUCUUACAGACCCUGGGAGUCGGGUAUCGCGGGGCUGCGAUGAGUUUUGGUUAAAAGUUAAAAGCUUUCUGGUUCCCCCUGGGCUGAAAUCUGAAAUGCCUGUGGAAGCGGGAACAAAAAUCCCUGCAAAACUUUCAAAAACCAUACGCUCUCACUAGUCCUCCCAACAUUUAUCUCUUCUCGUUUUUUUCCUCCUUUCUUUCUCUUCAAUCUUGAAACUCAUUCUCCCCCCCAUGUCCGAUCAAGAGAAUCGCGGGAGGGCCACUCGAGCAGCCAAGAAAAGGGCCGCCGCCGCCAUUGCUGAACUGCAUGUUGCCACCAAGAGGCGCGUGGUGUUGGGAGAGCUGACCAACUUGUCGAAUGUUGUUGUGCUAGAGAAACCAUGCCCUGGGGAAGAGAUUCAGAGGGAGAAAAGUAGCAGAAUCAAGAGAAAACUCAGGAAAGUGCUCCCCACAACCGCGGCGCCGCCGUCCAACCUCAAUGACGCUGAUGACCCUCAAUUGGCUGCGCCUUAUGUUUCUGAUAUUUACGAGUAUCUCCGAAAAUUGGAGGCGAAUCCCAGAAGAAGACCGUUACCUGAUUACAUAAAAAAAGUUCAGAGAGAUAUUAAUCCUAAUAUGAGGGGUGUUCUGGUAGAUUGGUUGGUGGAAGUUGCAGAGGAAUACAAGCUUGUUUCAGACACUCUUUAUCUCACCGUUGCUUAUAUCGACAAAUAUCUCUCUAUAAAUGCUCUUAGUAGGCACAAGCUGCAGUUACUGGGUGUUUCUUCGAUGCUAAUCGCCUCGAAAUAUGAGGAGAUCAAGCCUCCUGAGGUGGAAGAGUUUUGUUAUAUUACAGACAACACAUACACCAAGGAAGAGGUUGUGACCAUGGAGGCUGAAAUACUCAAGUCAUUGAAAUAUGAAAUGGGAUAUCCUACAGUAAAGACAUUUCUAAGAAGAUUCUGUAGAUUUGCUCUGGAGAAUUAUGAGGCUUCUGAACUCCAGUUUGAAUUCCUCACUUACUACCUUGCGGAGCUCAGUUUGUUGGAUUAUGGUUGUGUAAAGUUCUUGCCUUCUUUGGUGGCCGCCUCUGUUGUAUUUCUUGCUAGGUUUAUGUUAAGCCCAAAGACUCAUCCUUGGAAUUCCACGCUCCAUCUACACUCAGGGUAUAAAUCAUCUGACUUGAAGGACUGCGCAUUGGUCAUUCAUGACUUGUAUCUCAGUAGGAGAUGCGGGUCUUUGCUAGCUGUAAGAGAUAAAUAUAAACAGCAUAAGUUCAAAUGUGUUGCAACAACACCUUCUCCUCCAGAGAUACCUCUUUCUUAUUUUGAAGUUACAGAGACAGAUCACUAGGCAGAUGUUUUUCAACUGUUGGUGGAGGCUGGGGAGGCGAGUUUUCAACAUCAGGAGGUUGGAUUUUUUAGUAUGAUGAUCAUUGGAGUGAUUGCCGCAGUGCCAAGCCAUUAUGCUAACUGACUUAGAUUGUAGUUUGUGAAGCGUUUUAGAGUAUUCUUUGGGAAAAUUCUGUCGGUGUUGGUUUAUUUGUGUGUAUAGGAGAAAGCUAGUACCAAUUUCCUCCCUUGAUUGCUCUCAUCUACAAUGAGCGAAAUGUCUUAUUUAGCAAGCAGUCAGUGGUUGACCUUUACUUGUACAGAACGCUAUCUCCUACUCUUACUUCCUUCCCUUGUGGAUAAUGACUGGUAGCUUUGUAUUUUUCUUUGCCUUUUUCACUCGUUAGUUUCAUGAGAUUCCAUUGGCA